AUAUAGAUCAUUGGAGCGCAAUGAAGUAGCCUUUGGAGAGGAGAGAGGGGGCCGGUCCGACAGCCACAGCGGCCAGCGCAGCGGCAGCGGCGGCGGCACCACCAUCAGCAUCACCGCUCGCACCCCAGUCGCCCGGCCCGCGAGGAGGCAGCGGCGGCCGCCGGCGGGAGCGGAGGCGGCGGCGGCGGAGAGGCGAGGAGGAGCCGCGGGAGGAGCAAGAGCGCGCAGCCGGCGGGUCCACGCAUCUCCGCACUUCCAGAGCAACUCCGGCGCCUUCCACACCCCUGCCCGGGGCUGGGGGCUCCGAGAGCGGCCGCGAAGCCAACCCCUAUCCUCCCAGCGACCCUUGCCCAGCCCUGUCCUGCGUCUCUCGGGCUCCGCUCCGCGCCGCGGGGUCCCCGCUCCUGCGCUCCGGGAGCGCCUCCCGGACACCCGGGUUCCCGCAGCUAGGACAAAGCCAUGAAGCCGGCGCUGCUGGAAGUGAUGAGGAUGAACAGAAUUUGCCGGAUGGUGCUGGCCACUUGCUUGGGAUCCUUUAUCCUGGUCAUCUUCUAUUUCCAAAGUAUGUUGCACCCAGUCAUGCGGAGGAACCCCUUUGGUGUGGACAUCUGCUGCCGGAAGGGGUCCCGAAGCCCCCUGCAGGAGCUCUACAACCCUACCCAGGUAAGCCCUGGAAACUUCUUUGCUUCUCCACUCAGAGUCCACGUCCCCAUCACUUUGGAACUCAGUGUGGUGGGGCCAGAUUAA
This is a messenger RNA of Odocoileus virginianus texanus, 747 nucleotides long. Lineage: Eukaryota; Metazoa; Chordata; Mammalia; Artiodactyla; Cervidae. The record is from RefSeq and is a predicted model, not a curated record.